GCCCCCCGUACUCCUACGCCUCAAUGUGCUGCCAAAGGACCUAUACAACCUUGAUGAGUUGCCGUUGUACCCGGCACUUCAGCCCCGUCUCACCUACUCCGAGACGACUCUGCCGGGUGGCAAGGCUGCCAGAGACCGAGUGACGGUGGCACUCCUCUGCAACGCGGACGGUUCACACAACUUCCCGGCCUUCGUCAUUUCGAAAGUCAGGAGGCCACGCGACUUUGGGAGGGACUUCGACCCUGAGCUCUACGUGCGCUGGCGUUCGAACCGAAAGGGGUGGAUGAAUUCCGAGCUCUUCACGGAAUGGAUGGAGGAAGUGAAUGCCGGAUUCUUCAUCGAAGGGAGGCAGGUUGUAAUAUUGCUUGAUAACGCGUCUAGCCAUGCCUUGAAUCCGCAGCGGGCUAUUGAGGAGGAACUUCUAGGCUUCAAAACCUUGAAGAUGUCGAACGUGCGACUGAUCUUUCUCCCGCCGAACACCACCUGCUUCACGCAGCCGUUGGAUCAAGGCAUCAUCGCCACAGUUAAGACCCGCUACCGCAAGAAGUGGGUGGAAGAAUUGAUUGCCUUGUGGGAGACCGGAAGCUUGGGUGCACGGCUGUCAAGUGCGAAACCGAAAUGGCGCGAUACGGUGGUUUGGCUGGCGGAGGCAUGGAGCUCUGUUAGCGCCGUCACCGUGCAGCGUUGCUGGUGGCGUACUGGCUGCCUCCCUGCGACAUGGGCGUCGUUGCUUCCACAUGUGAAUGCAACUGCCCAGUAUGCAAGGGGCGCGGAUGCCGCUGACAUGAACGACCUCGUGGCUGCAAUUUCAAGGCUGGCACUUGGGCCGCGCGCCAUGAGGGCCCUGGAUUUUGUGACUGCUGACGAUGGCCAGCCCACGACCGACCUGAUAGAGACUGCGGCAUAGAGAUGCAGUGGCGGACAUGCUGGUAUGCUGAAAUUGCUGUGGCUGUGACGCUGUGGCUUGAAUGUUACUGAGAGGACAGAUGGAGUUUGUAACGAAUAUUAAGUCCAUCCCGGUGUGCAAUGUCUUGAGAGUUCAUGUGUGCUUGCUCGUUGUUUGUUUGCUUUGCUUUUCCAUGGUGGUGCCAUGUUUUGCCCCUCUGGUUUUGUUGCUCUUUGCCUCUUGCGUGCUGGCUCCUCCCUCUGCUGCUGUUGAUGUCGAGGGAAAAUUUGUUCAGUGAAUACUGAACCUCUGGUUUGAGUCUAUCUUGGUUUGUCUUCUGCGUUGUUUGUAGUCGAAAAUCCAGUAUUCG
This is a messenger RNA of Closterium sp. NIES-67, 1256 nucleotides long. Lineage: Eukaryota; Viridiplantae; Streptophyta; Zygnematophyceae; Desmidiales; Closteriaceae. The record is from the annotation of a GenBank genome assembly.